Molecule: messenger RNA, 965 nt
Organism: Aplysia californica (California sea hare)
Lineage: Eukaryota; Metazoa; Mollusca; Gastropoda; Aplysiida; Aplysiidae
Product: sodium bicarbonate transporter-like protein 11
Biological process (GO): monoatomic ion homeostasis; transmembrane transport; monoatomic anion transport
Cellular component (GO): basolateral plasma membrane; plasma membrane
Molecular function (GO): solute:inorganic anion antiporter activity
Source: RefSeq, a predicted model, not a curated record
AUUUCCAGGCACACUAUUUCUCGGAAGCAUGCGUGAAGCCCGACCUGAAACUGGAGGAUACCUGCCGGAGAGACACAAGCAUGUUGUACGUCCUCAUUGUCUGCUGCACGCUCGUCAUGGGCCUGCUCUUUAACAGCUUUACCAUGCGGCCAUUUUUCAGUGCAAGCAUCCGUGAAGCCAUCUCCGACUACGCGCUGCCCUUGGCCGUCCUAUUUUCUACUGUCAUCGGCUCCUUCUUCUUUUCCGCCGUCUUCCCUUAAUCCGUGUCCGCGAGACCCGACUGACGGGCAUCCUGAUGGGCUGCUUCAUCGGCAUGUCCCUGUUCCUCCUGCCUCUGCCGCUCAACUACAUCCCCAAGGCCGUGCUAGAGGGCAUGCUCAUCUUUCUGGCCAUCGUCUCCCUCAAUGGGAACGACUUCAUAGAGAGGCUCACGCUCCUCUUCAAGGAUCAGGCGACGUUCCCGGCCAACUCGACGAUCCGGCAGCUCCCCCUGAGCAUCCUGACCAAGUUCUCGGCCCUUCAGCUGGUCCAGCUGGCGCUCAUCACCUUCCUCAGCUACAGCCCCUUCGUCUACACGCAGAUGUUGUUUCCCAUCAUGAUUAUACUGCUCUUCCCGAUCAGGCAUAUGGUUAUUGUCAAAUUCUUCCGGAAAAAGCAACUAGCGGAACUCGAUGGCGACUGAACGCACAAGUAGCACAGGACACGCUUGCGCUGAUGAGUGGGCUAAAGAAUGCAACAAAAAGCAGACACAGACAUGAUCCCUGUGGAAGAGGAGGAUGAGGAGGAGGAGAGGAGGAGGAAAAGGAGAGGAGGUGGAGGAAAAAUAGCGUUACCAUAUUAUUGAUUCAUCUGACACAAUCUGAUGUUAGUAGUGUCGAGUUAUCGAGUUGUCCCUAAAGCCCGGUUACACGUAACGAUAAAUUGUACAAAAACUGGACGAUCUAGAAUCUAGCGAUCAUACGAUA